AUGGGCACAGCGUACGAGCAAGACCGGCGCCGGCCAGCCCUGAACGAACGCCCGGUGCCAAAUGAGCAACUCUUCGACCCACUCCCACGAUACGCCGCACCCUAUUCAAAUCAAUCGCAGUUGCCAAAACCAGUCUCGACCACAACAUCUGCGACGACUCUCACAACAACAAGCUCGUUCCGAUCGUCGAAUCCUCCAUCCUCCUUACCUUCGUCUGUCAGCUCAACUGCCGCGUCGGAUUCUACGCAUCCUCAGAUCAGUUUGCCUUUACCGAAACAACCCACACCGAUUUCCACAGCUUCGCCAGCCGAGAGUGCUGCAAGCGCGAAGAUGACGCAACAUAGCAUGAGCAUUCCAGAGCGGAUAAGCACGAGGGGAGGCACGAUCUCGGAUUUCAUGGCCGAGGUGGUAGCCUUGCAGUGGUUUGAGUCGACCAAGCUCCUGGAUAAGGUGGAAAGCAUGCCGACGAUCCACCGCGGCGCGGCGCUUCAACCUCUUUCCCCAACAGCUAUCGCAAGCCAACACCUCAAGAAGUGGCUGUCUGGCGUUUUGACGACAACCCAGGUCACGCAGAACGUGGUGAUCCUCGCGCUUCUUUACAUUUACCGACUAAAGAAGGCGAACCCCACGGUUAAGGGGCGCCCGGGAAGCGAAUAUCGGCUAUUGACGGUUGCCUUGAUGCUCGGAAACAAGUUCCUGGAUGAUAAUACCUACACGAACAAGACCUGGGCGGAUGUGUCAGCCAUCGGAGUCAAUGAAAUCCAUGUGAUGGAGGUCGAAUUCCUCAGUAACAUGCGAUAUAGCCUCCUUGUCUCGGCUGAGGAGUGGGAGCAGUGGCUCGACAAGCUGUCCAAGUUUUGGUCGUAUCUUGAAUUGGUGCAAAAGGCUGCAUCCCCGGUCCCGGCUCCUUCUCCGCUUCUGGUUCCUUCGCCGACUUAUCGCAAUUAUGCUUCCCCGCUGCACUCGCCCAUCGGGCCCGCGACCCCGGUUGUGCAGUCGGCCUCACAAUCGUUCAUCCUCCGUUCGCCGAAUCUGGCGCCGAUGGUUGCCAAUAACAAUGGUCAGAAUUGGCCCGCAGCGUAUGUGGCCAGCAACGCCACUUCGCCCUUGGCCGCGAAACCUCAGCCGUAUCUACAGCGCAAGCGAAGUUUCCCUGAAGCAGGCGACGCGACCGAACACCCCGCCAAGCGAAUGCAUCGACUUCCCGCCGGGCCUGCUGCUCUCUCAUCUCAGGCGCCGACGCAUUAUGCUGUGGCUGCCCCUCAGCCCCAUCUCGGCCUGCCGCACCCCACUGCGCCUGUGCCUGUUGCCUCGCGACUCACCUCAGGUGUGGUUUCGGAUCAGACGCGGCAGCAUGUGCCGAGCUUGACGUUAAAUACUGCACAAGCGACCGAAGCACCGGUCACGCAGGCCCAGGCCUAUGCAGCCUCUGCGUAUGCCGCUGCACAGGCUCCUUUGUCGCUCCCGCCUCUGGCGUCCGGGGUCCGGGCUAUGUCGAUGGUUUUCCCGACCACCACCUAUACCCCGCCCCAGUCAAUUCCGGCUCCUUCCGGCGCGAUGACCCCGACAGCGAGCUUCCCUCCGAUGAGCUAUGGUACACCCACCAAACGACUAUCACCACAAAGCAGCUUGGCAGCCUACCCCGGUUCCUCGCCGCUCGUUGUAGGCAACGGCACUACCAGUGGCCUGCACACUCCGAUUUCCAACUCGCCUUCAAUCUACCUCCAGCAGCGCAACAGUCCAUACAAGCCGGUGAGGCACGUUAACACGUUGCUUUAUCCCCCGCCGUCUGCCUUUUUGCAGCAGUACCAGCUGCCGAAUCCAGUGCUUCCGAACCAGAUGCACUACCAGCCUCUAGGCAAGCGCAACGAGUACCGCACGGGAAUUGUUCCGGACUUCCUCGACAGCGAUCACCGGAUUGCCGGGUACGCACUCCCGGCCAGUUCACAGGCCCGGUCGGCGUAUCAGCCCCCGGCUCCUGUUCGAUCGGGUGCCCCGUAUCUCAGGCAGUAUUAA
Molecule: messenger RNA, 2016 nt
Organism: Dichotomopilus funicola
Lineage: Eukaryota; Fungi; Ascomycota; Sordariomycetes; Sordariales; Chaetomiaceae
Exons: 2
Coding region: 1-2016 (671 amino acids)
Biological process (GO): regulation of cyclin-dependent protein serine/threonine kinase activity
Cellular component (GO): cyclin-dependent protein kinase holoenzyme complex; nucleus
Molecular function (GO): cyclin-dependent protein serine/threonine kinase regulator activity; protein kinase binding
Source: RefSeq, a predicted model, not a curated record